Messenger RNA from Ctenocephalides felis (cat flea), 1751 nucleotides. Its product is annotated as probable glutamate--tRNA ligase, mitochondrial. NCBI's taxonomy places the organism in Eukaryota, Metazoa, Arthropoda, Insecta, Siphonaptera, Pulicidae. The record is from RefSeq and is a predicted model, not a curated record. Gene Ontology annotation, molecular function: ATP binding; glutamate-tRNA ligase activity; tRNA binding. The coding region runs from base 58 to 1644 and encodes 528 amino acids. Gene Ontology annotation, biological process: glutamyl-tRNA aminoacylation. The transcript has 8 exons.
AUGAAUUAUGGACAUGGAGAAACGUCAUUUUUUAUAUAAUUUCUUUCUGUCAAAAAUAUGUUCAAAAUUACUUGUGUUAUUACUAAAUUAACAAAUUACCGCAAUAUUUCUACAACUUUCUUAGCAACUGCGGGGAAUGUGCGGGUCAGAUUUGCUCCUAGCCCUACAGGUCAUUUACAUUUAGGCGGUUUGCGAACAGCUUUAAUAAAUUACUUGUUCGCAAAAUCAAGACAUGGGAAAUUUAUUCUUCGAAUAGAAGAUACCGAUCAAACUCGUCUGGUACCUGGAGCUAAGGAGCAACUAAUUAAGGAUUUAGAAUGGGCUGGUAUUAUCCCUGAUGAAGGACCAAAGUAUGGGGGAUCACUUGGUCCUUACAUACAAAGUCAACGGAAGAAAAUAUACAAUGAUGAAGUCCAAGAGUUAUUGCAAAACAACUCUGCUUAUCAUUGUUUUUGCACUCCAAAGCGACUGAAUUUAUUAAAACGAGAAGCACUUCGGAAUCAACAAGUACCAAAGUAUGAUAAUGCCUGUCGAAAAUUAUCAAAAGAUGAAGUAAAAAGAAAACUCGACAAGAAAGAACCUUAUUGUAUUAGAUUUAAAUUAACACCAGAUGCAAGCCCAUUUGAAGAUAUUAUUUAUGGCAAUAUUGCUUUGGAUAUUGCACAGCAAGAGGGUGAUCCAGUUAUUAUAAAAACUGAUGGCAUGCCGACAUAUCAUUUUGCUAAUGUUGUUGAUGAUCACUUGAUGGGAAUAACUCACGUUUUGAGGGGUGUUGAAUGGCAAAUAUCAACACCGAAACAUAUUCUGCUGUAUAAAGCAUUUGGAUGGGAACCUCCCAAGUUCGGUCACUUGCCUCUUUUACUGAACAGUGAUGGAUCAAAACUUAGUAAACGUCAAGGUGAUAUUACAGUAGAUGCUUAUAGAAAAUCAGGAAUUUUUCCACAAGCAUUAGUUAAUUUUAUAACAUUAAGUGGAGGUGGAUUUGACAAAUUGCAAAGUUUGAAACCUAAAAGCUAUUCAUUAGAUGAGCUAAGGGAUCAUUUCAAUUUACGUCGUGUUAAUAGUAACUCCUGUCGUCUUCCUGAGGAUCGAUUGCCUGAAUUUAAUAGACUUGAAAUACAAAGACUUUUAAAUAAUCAAGUAGAUAGGGUUAACUUAAUAUCACAAUUAAGAAAUCUUGUGAUAGAAAAAUAUGGCGAGUCAGAAUUACUGCACCUGGACGAAGAACAUCUAUCAAGUGUACUUAUAUGGUCUCAAGAUCGAGUAAGCAAACUUCAAGAAUUAUUGAGUGAAAAUUUAGAAUUUCUUUGGAAAUUGCCACCAAAACCAAAAAAACCACCAUCUGGUGAUUUGAAAGAUUUUCUAAUCGAACUUAAGAAUUCCUUAAUUACCACAUACACAUUUGAAAAAGAACAAAUCAAAACAACAUUGCAUAUGGUUAGCAUGAAUAACAAGGAAGAUUUUAAAAAUUUGAUGGCAGAACUUCGAAAAGUCUUAAGUGGUUCCAAGGUUGGUCCUCCAGUAUCAGAAAUGAUCACAAUAUUAGGAAAAGAAAGCACCCUGAAACGCAUUUCAAAUGCUCUACACCAAAAUAAUGAAGGACUCCAAAAUUGUUAUAGUGAAUUUCGUUCCAAGAAACUUUGAUAGUUUUAGUUUUGUAAAUUGUUUGUUUUUAUACAUAGUGUUUAAUAAAAUGUUGAGUAUUGUAUAAAAUAUUGUCAUAUUUGUGUGAAACAAAACUAAGAUGUGGA